AGUCCCCCAUAUUGUGUCUUAUUCCAUAUAUAUAUAUAUAUAUAUAUAUAACACUCUAAUCUAAGUUUCUAGCUAGCAAAGGCAAAGGUGGUGGUUGAAGAUGUGGCGUAUUCUAGCAGCAGUGACAAGAAACCUUAACAACACAAGAAAGAGUUCAAAGGUGGCAGAUGAGAGCAUGUUUGAAGCUGGAAACGCAGUUGAGCUAUUUGGACAUGAAAGGGGAAGAAGACAACAUGGUUGGGGUCUUGUGUGUAGCAUUCUUCAAGCUCCCAUGUCAAUACUCUCGUGUGUUUCUCAUCCUCAGGUUAAUGGGUCAGAUGGGGUUUGGGUGAGUGGUGAAUUUUCACAGAUGUCUGAAAUGAACCAUCUUAUGGUAAGUGACAGCAUGAGAUAUGCAAUUUUGAUGUAG
Molecule: messenger RNA, 409 nt
Organism: Abrus precatorius (Indian licorice)
Lineage: Eukaryota; Viridiplantae; Streptophyta; Magnoliopsida; Fabales; Fabaceae
Exons: 1
Coding region: 101-409 (102 amino acids)
Source: RefSeq, a predicted model, not a curated record